CACGUGAGAAUAAUUCAGUAUUACAUGCUUUAUGUGUAACAGUUAUUUCAGCUCUAGCUAUUGUGUUUAUAGCCUCCAGUAACACAAGUGUUAAGGGAAUAUAGAGGACUUAUCACAUGAGGUAGUUUGCAGGUCAAAUAUUAUUCCAUGUACAAGAGUAUUUACACAGUUACUUCAGAAGUUGUUUUUCAAGUGACUUCAGUUAAAAGUUUUACAUAUGAUCCUUUGAGACAUUGACAUCUAACAAAGUAGCUCCGUGUUAGCUAGUCUACUCCGUGUUAAAAGUGUGGAAAUAAAAUGAAUUUACUCGUGAUACUCCUGUCUUUUAGCGGAGUACUGUUGAAUGGUUUGUCGGAUGUGUUUGGUUUGGAGCCUAGCUUUGAUGUUCCUGUGGUCAAUGUUACUGUCCAGGAAGGUAAAGUUGCCGUCCUGCCAUGCUCUGUAGACAACCUCGGUGAACAUAAGGUUGCAUGGACAGAUCAGUGGUCAACAUUAUUGACAAUAGAUGACAGGCGUAUCACAGAUGAUCCAAGAAUCGGUAUAGAGAGGCCUUUUACCAAGGAUUGGAACCUCCAUAUCAGAAAGGCAGCUUACAGUGACCGGGGACAAUACACAUGCCAGAUCAACACUAACCCUGUCAUGACAAAAACCGUCAUGUUAAUUGUACUAGUUCCGUCCAAAAUUAUAAACGAGUUCUCAAGUCGUGACCAGACAGUACGGGAAGGAGAAACUGUAACUCUCGUCUGCAAUGUCACUGGCGUUCCUACACCGGAUGUCAAGUGGUACAGAUUACCAAAUGAAGGCACACAGACUAAAAAAAGGAUUGGUACGGGAGAGGUGUUGAUAAUUCAUAAUGUGUCCAGAUAUUGCGAUGGCACAUAUGAAUGUGUGGCGUAUAAUAAUGUUGAUCCGGCAGUUACUAGACAAAUUAAGAUGUUUGUAGUAUUUGCACCAGAGGUCACUUUACCAACUAAACGGAUCGGUCAGUAUCUGGGAAGGGAUACAAUUUUAGACUGUGAAAUAACGGCCUAUCCACAUGCUGUCAUGUACUGGAAGAAAGGGGAAAGUGAUGUUGACCUUUCCAACAAAGACAAGUAUCAGGUUGAACUUUACAGCGGCAAUGAAGAAAGUACACGUAAAACCUUUAGUUUGAGGGUUAGAGAUAUACAGCAAGAAGAUUUUGGCGAAUAUACAUGUUAUGCUGAAAAUAUGAUUGGAAAUGAUAAAGAAUCAAUGCUGUUAUAUGAUUAUUCUGUCCAUAAGAAGGCAAAGUCAACAACAAAGAGACCAAACCUCACAGAACCAACACCAAAAGUUAUAUCAAACAUUCCAGUAUCAGGAGGUGGCAGAAUAAAGACAGGAAAUCCAACAUGGACGGAGCGACCUGCUUGGUCAGACAAAAUGGGUAACAACAACAAUUCUUACAUAUUCUGCUAA
Messenger RNA from Mercenaria mercenaria, 1437 nucleotides. RefSeq names its product limbic system-associated membrane protein-like. NCBI's taxonomy places the organism in Eukaryota, Metazoa, Mollusca, Bivalvia, Venerida, Veneridae. Bases 298 to 1437 code for a protein of 379 amino acids. The transcript has 8 exons. Gene Ontology annotation, cellular component: neuron projection. The record is from RefSeq and is a predicted model, not a curated record.